Messenger RNA from Tarenaya hassleriana, 1370 nucleotides. Its product is annotated as very-long-chain enoyl-CoA reductase. The coding region runs from base 169 to 1104 and encodes 311 amino acids. NCBI's taxonomy places the organism in Eukaryota, Viridiplantae, Streptophyta, Magnoliopsida, Brassicales, Cleomaceae. Gene Ontology annotation, biological process: very long-chain fatty acid biosynthetic process. The transcript is spliced from 4 exons. The record is from RefSeq and is a predicted model, not a curated record. Gene Ontology annotation, molecular function: oxidoreductase activity, acting on the CH-CH group of donors.
AGUUCUCCUACUCCCCCAACUAUACGCCUUCAAUGCCGUCUUUCUCAUCUUCCUCCCUCUCUAUAUGUCCCUUCCUUUGAUCUUUUCUCUCAGCCAUUCUCAUCGAUUCUUCAAGCCUCUUCGAUUUCGCCAACUGGGUCUUUCUCGUUUUCGCCCUUGCUGGAAGCCAUGAAGGUCACCGUCGUUUCUCGCAGUGGCAGAGAAGUCAUCAAGGGUGGUCUCGACCUCCCCGAUUCCCAGGGGACAGUUGCUGAUCUGCAGGAGGCAAUUCAUAAGAGAACUAAGAAGUUUUACCCGUCUAGGCAAAGGCUGACUCUUCCCGUGGCUCCUGGAUCCAAGGAGAAGCCUGUCGUCCUCAACAGCAGGAAGCCCCUCAAAGAUUAUUUUGGUGGGAACACGGAUAGUUUAACUGUAGUCUUCAAAGACUUGGGCCCUCAAGUUUCCUACCGCACUCUCUUUUUCUUCGAGUAUCUUGGUCCCUUGUUUAUCUACCCGAUCUUUUAUUACUUCCCGGUUUACAAGUACUUUGGCUAUGGAGAGGAGCGUGUGAUCAAUCCAGUUCAGACGUAUGCCAUGUACUACUGGUGCUUCCACUACUUCAAACGGAUCCUAGAAACGUUUUUCAUUCAUCGUUUCAGCCAUGCCACCUCGCCACUCUCGAAUGUAUUCCGGAACUGUGCCUAUUACUGGACAUUCGGUGCUUACAUUGCCUAUUAUGUCAAUCACCCUCUCUACACCCCGGUUAGCGACCUCCAGUGGAAAAUUGGUUUUGGGUUUGGUCUGGUUUGCCAAGUUGCAAACUUUUACUGCCAUAUCAUUCUGAAGAACCUUAGGAGCCCUGAUGGGAGCGGAGGCUACCAGAUUCCCCGUGGUUUCCUGUUCAACGUUGUUACAUGUGCCAACUACACUACCGAAAUCUAUCAGUGGCUGGGGUUCAAUAUCGCCACUCAAACUGUUGCAGGAUAUGUCUUCCUUGUGGUUGCCGCUCUCAUCAUGACCAACUGGGCCUUAGGGAAGCACCGCCGUCUGAGAAAGAUUUUCGAUGGAAAAGAUGGAAGACCGAAGUACCCAAGGCGAUGGGUGAUACUGCCACCAUUCAUCUAGAAGAAGAUGUCAUUGUUAUGAGCAGCCCUCUCUCUCUCUCUCUUGUCGGUUAAGUAGACCAUAAAUUUGUCAAAGAGGAUAGCAUCGUUGAGGAUGUUUCGUUUGUGUUAUUCACGUUGUCUUGUUCCUUGUUUUACUUUCCCUGUUUCGUUCCCCUGUUUUUUAGAGGUACACGGCAGAGAUUCUUGUUAAAAGACUUGCCAUGAUAAGAUUCUCUUGCAUUUUCUUAUUUUCACAAUGAUAAUUUGUCAAAUGCUAUUUUAUUA